AUGUCGUUUGAUUCGAUCUCUUCUGGUGCGCCGGGAUGUUUUCCCCGGCGUGCGCACACCAUCACAGCUCCCGAUGAAGCGCACAACUAUAUGGUCACGGUGUACAUGCACUGCUUUAAUCCUGAAGAUCAAAAUGAUCGCGUAUGUAUCGACCUACACAAGCGCUCCACCACAGAGGAGCUCAUCGAGCGGGUGAUCUCUCUACGCACGGAUUUGGUUGGGCAAUCUGCCGAGGACUUUGACAUUUUCGAGAUGAUGGUGACUCCGGACGGGCAGGCCUCGAAGGAUCGAGAAUAUGCCGACCUGUGUAUGCUUCCCGAGCUUACUGAACAAACGUUGCUCGAUAAUCUCAGGGAUCGUUUUAAUAGCGGCCACAUCUACACCUACAUUGGACCGAUUCUAGUCGCUGUCAAUCCAUUCAGUAUGUUACGAAUCAAGGAGAGUCAAUGUGUGGUGAUCAGUGGUGAAAGCGGGUCAGGUAAAACCGAGUCCACGAACCAUCUGAUCUCUCAUCUGACGUCGCUAUCCCAGAAGGGCAGCAGUGCCUGCACUUCCGAGACCACUCUACUCAAUGCUGGACCCGUCCUCGAGGCAUUCGGUAACGCCGUCACGCUGCAAAAUAAUAACAGCAGUAGAUUUGGUAAAUUCAUCAAAAUCAACUACAGGGAGAAUGGAAUGGUAUCUGGAAAUUACCACGUGUUCUACUACCUCUUGGAAGGCGCAAGUGAAGCCGAUCGUGCCAAGUAUUUUCUAUUGAAGCCCCAGGAUUACCAUUACCUCAAUCAGCACGAGCAGUUCUCUCCUGAAGGUGUGAAUGAGAAAUACGAGUUUGAGCGAUUGCGACGAGCGAUGAGCAGCGUCGGGUUCAACUCUUGCACCCAAUCGACGCUUUUUGGUCUCAUUUCGGCGGUUCUGCUACUCGGCAACAUCUCCUACGUGAAGGAAGAGUACCAGUCUCAAGGUAUCUGUUGGACCAACAUUGAGUACACGGACAACACCGAAUGUGUCCAGCUGUUCCAGAGUAAACCAUACGGCUUGUUACGAUUAAUCGACGAGGAGAGCAACAUCAACAACGGAACCGACGAGUCGAUGCUUGCCAAACUUAACCAGUUCCUCAAG
Ostertagia ostertagi is the source of this 1119-nucleotide messenger RNA. Lineage: Eukaryota; Metazoa; Nematoda; Chromadorea; Rhabditida; Trichostrongylidae. The record is from the annotation of a GenBank genome assembly.